GCCUUCUUUCUACCAAUCACCCAACCGCCCUCCGUACCAAACCCAUUCACCUUACAACCCACAUCAAAACACAUAUGAUGAUGACUUCCAAGUCAACAAUGGGUCAGACUACUAUCCCUACCAUGAGGAAACACCAUAUGAUACCCCGUCUAGAAACUUUGGAUAUUCUCCGUACCAAGAUUCUGAUGGGGAUAAUUAUUAUGAACCUCAUGGUGACCAAUAUGACUAUGACCAAUUUGGGCCUAUGUGCGACGAUCAACCUGAUCCACUCGUCGAAGAAAUCCUAAGAUUAGAACAGAAAAUCUUCUAUUUCGACGAACUUUUAUUCACUGAAGGCUCCUGGUAUGAACCACCCUACUCCCGUGACUACACUUUGUUUGCUGAAGAGCAAAUUGAAGCAAACAAGGUGGCAAUUCGAGAAAGAGCAAAACUUCUUGAGUCAGUCCGGAAGGAAAAGGAGUUUGAGAGGAGAUUAUGCAAAGGAUCAGAAUUGAUGCAGAAAAUGCUGGAUGACUUUCAAAGAGAGAGACUAGAAGCUGAGGAUAAAGUUGAUAAAAUAGUCAAUGAUCUCCGCAAGGCUAUUGAGCUUAAACGCUCCCUCCAACCUCAAGAUCCACAAUUGGAGGAAGUUAAUGCUCAAAAAGAGGCUCUAGAACCUAAGACCAACCCUGAACCCAUCAACCAACAGGUUCCAGUUCUAGAAGAUUCACCCAGACUAACACUACCACAGAUACCCGAGAGCAUAACAACUCUCGCUAGGGCUACUGUGGUGAUGUUACCUGAAUACCCUCCUAGCCAAGUCCUAACCAGCAUAGUCGUACAUGAGAUGGAACCAACUGGGGGACCUGACUCAGAACCACCUACGCUCAUUCAAGAAAAGGAGGAGGAAGUUUUGCCUACGGCAAUAAACGACCAUCUCCUUAAUUGUGUUGAAGACACACCUCCGGAGGAACCUGUUCUGGAGGAAGUAGAGCCCACUACCUACCCCCAAGAUUCCAACGUUCAAGAGUCAGAGGAGGAAUCUAUAGACGGAGAAAUACCUAGCACAAAGGAACCAAUAACGUCUAUAGAUAAUCAUGCUUCAUCAGAAGACUUAGAUCAAACUUUCUUUGACUCCCUACUUGACGGGUGUGACUAUGUCUGCCCGAAUGAUGGUUGGAGCCAAAAUAGUUGGGAUGAACUUCUGGUAAGUGACACUGAAGACUCAUCCAUGGGGAAAAGCACGGUCAUAAUCAUCAAACCAAAAAUGAAUGGUCAUCCUGUUGAAGACAAGGAAGAAAUCAAUUUCGCAUUGAAGGCUAACGAUGUGGAUCAACUGAGGAGACUUCCGCCACCACCCACCUAUACAAAGUCUCCUCCAUAUAUCCUGUUGCCACCAAGCCGCGGGGAUGAGUCAAGGAUCAUGGACCUUGACCGAGCAACAAAUCAAACAAGGUGGCAUCAGAAGAGAGUCAAAAGGGCCAAACUUUAUGACUCUCGAAUCGGAAGGUCGCGGAAAAAGUGGAUGGAUGUUGCUUGGAUGAUUCCGCAUGGAAACCGCCGCACAUUACAGAACCUGGAAGAGCUCCCCUUGCACUCAGAAGAAGCAAGGAAGAAGUUUCUCACUUGGGGGAACACGAAGAUGCUCCAGCCUCCCAUGGUGCUAGACCCUGCCUACCUGGAUGAACUAGGGCACUGGCAGGACAUUGACGAGUUUCUGUACAACCCAAAAUGGAGGAUCCUGCUGUUCCUGCAAGCACCAGCAAGCCUGGAAGUCACCAUCGAGUUUCUUUGCUCUCUCCGCUUCCAAAAUGACGGAGAGGAAGUAAAGUCAACAGCUGAAGUCACCUCCACCACCAAGGUCACAUUCACUCUGAUGGGUCGACUGCUGAGCCUUACCGUGGCAGACUUAGGGUGGCUGAUUGGUCUUUACACACUAGACGAAACGCGGAGCUUGGCCUUUGCUAAUCUGCCCGACCAGUUGGAUCCGGAGUUCGAUGUUAAGAAGUUCUGGCAAGCUCACGGGUAUGGACGAUAUCACAGUGGAGCAAGCAUAGCUAGGAAUUGGGUGCGUCCGUCUUGGAGAAUUUUACACCAUGCAUUGACUCACAGCUAUUUCGGUCGUUCUCAUGGCUCUGACGUGGUGUUCGAUUCUGAUAUGCUAUUUUUCUGGAGUCUGGAAGCACGCGUACCAGUCAAUCUGGCAACUUUUGUGGCUCGAUUCCUAUUUGCCCAAUCAACUUGCAACCACCAGUUUGUCUUGUGUGGACCAAUGGUUACUCUUUUGGCCCGGGGAUUAUGCAUGACAGUCCCCAAUGUUCUCCUAGAAGCCGCGAGCAUGUUCCGACCGUCGACAAGGUAUCUGACCCAGAUUGCUUAUAAUAAGGAAGACAAGGAGGCACGACCCAGAAAGCAGCAAACAAUUCCCAUGACCCUUCGCGAGCUUUCACAGGCUAUGUUUGCAUUCCAAGAUUCUAUAGACUCUCGCUAAAGGAGCAUGGAGACGCUCCUUCUCACGUAGCAAUGGCAAGUGGAGGAAAUACUUGAAUACACCCGGGAACAAGGAACAAAGAAGGCUGAGCAUG
Messenger RNA from Cuscuta campestris, 2564 nucleotides. NCBI's taxonomy places the organism in Eukaryota, Viridiplantae, Streptophyta, Magnoliopsida, Solanales, Convolvulaceae. The record is from the annotation of a GenBank genome assembly.